Molecule: messenger RNA, 5266 nt
Organism: Heteronotia binoei (common prickly gecko)
Lineage: Eukaryota; Metazoa; Chordata; Lepidosauria; Squamata; Gekkonidae
Gene: PRRT3
Product: proline rich transmembrane protein 3
Exons: 4
Coding region: 259-3588 (1109 amino acids)
Source: RefSeq, a predicted model, not a curated record
UCUGCUGCUGCUCUGCUCUGCUCGCCGUGCCGGGAGGAGCGAAGGUGCUGCGGGGAGUUUGCGGAGGUGAAAGCGUUAAGGAAAGCCGGCUAUGGGGGCGACGUGAGCAGAGGAGAAGUCGGGAACUUUGGAACAUUUCUGACACACAGUCUCCUCCUCCCACCCACCCCCCAAGGAUGGGGCCGCCAAGGGGCCGCCGCGCCAAGGAGGAAUCCGAGAGUUCCUCUUCCACAGGGUAAAGCAUGAGAAGCUGUGACGAUGCCGGAUGCUGAGCUUCACUGUCUCCCAGCAGGGAUGGCUGCUAUGGGUCUCUCCUUCGCCUGGAGUCUGCUCCUGCCUUCGUUGCUCCAGGCGUUCACUCUCCCCACUCCGGACAGCCCUGCCUGGAACGCUUCUUUGAGUUCUGCCCCAGAGCUGCCUUCCCUGAACGGUUCUUCCCAAGAUCCUCUCCCACCAUCUGUGCCCCAUGCAGAUCCCAAUGCCCAUGAAGUCUCUAGCGGUGAUAGGGUGCUGAGAGCUGAGAACUGGGGAGGUGCCAAUCCCACUAUCUAUCCUGGCCCCCCAGAUCUCACAUUGCCCUUUGACUUCCCUGCCGUGAAGAGUUCUGGCUCAGUGGCACCGACAAAUGCUUCGGGAAGAAGGCUGGUGCCCCAAGGAGGUGAUUCCCCUUUGCCAACAGUGGGCCCUUCUAGUAUUCAAAAAGAGUCGGAUGAUAUUGGCCAUGAAACUGUGGAACCAAUACUAGAGAAGAAUGGGAGCUCUCUCCCUUUGCCUGGCAUCGAGAUGGCAAGUGUAGCCAGCACUGGUGUUGCCUCAUUCCCAGCCUCUUCCAAAGAACUUGCUUUCAGCUUAACAGCCUCCAGAGAGGAAACCACAGAUAGCCACCUCCAAGCAGUAUUCAAAGAUGUCGCCAUGGCAACCACAUUAAGCCCCAGGCCUACAGUAUCUACCAUCCCCUUGAUGACGUUACCUCCCGAUGUGCCCCACAUAAAGUGGAUGGCAACUGAGAGCACUGAUCCUAGGGGCAACGAUUCCACAGGGCAGGAAUUGCUCGGCAGGAAUCAAACCACAGUGAAGUACCUGGCUUCAUACAGGAGCACACAGGUCCAUGGUGGCCCUCAGGGCAGGGAAAACCUCUCUACCACUCCAUUUAUACCCACACCAGCAACUUGGUACACCCAGAGUCCAUUAGGGCCACAAAGUGGCACCAUGGACAUAGCUUCCACUUCCCAGACAACACAGUUAAUCAGUAUGGCUGUCCCACUGGAUAGGGAGGGCUCAGAAGGCUCUCAACACUCGGCCCCAGAGGAUAAUUUCCUCAGCCCUUCAACCUCUCCACCACCAGAAGGCAUGACAGGGACCCAGGGGCCAGUUGUCCAUGAAAGAAUUACCCACUGGGGCCUAAUCAUUGAUACCACUCAGCAGCCACGAACUCAGGAUACAGCAGGGACAGAGCAGACUCACUCCCAUGGCAACUCCACAAAGCCGGCUUUUUCCAGCUUUACCACCCCAGGAACUGGGGAAUUGGUUUAUAUUGACCCACAACGAGUCCGGGGGGCUGUGAUCCCAAGGAUUCCUGCUGGCUCCACAACUCCUGGGCAAGGCACUUUUGUGGCGGGGAAGGGCCCAGACAACAGACACCCAGAUCCAGCUGGGACCCGUCUUCCUGGGCAGAGCUUUGCUGCGCUAGCCACCCCUUCGCCCCGCCUUCCGACGACUCCUCGGCGUGGCCUGAUCCGGGUCACCACUCAAAGAGCCCUGCAGUACCCACAGCUGGCCAGGCCAAAGCCCAGCCUGCCAGCCUUGCAGCCUGCCUCCAGCCCACCCUGCCCACGCCCCGGCAGCGCUUGCAGUCAGUUGCUGUCCAACCAGACCUUGCUGCGGUGGAAGGACCUCGAGCGGACCCUGAGCUUUGCCUGGGCCCUGCACGUCUACGGCUCCGGGGUGCUCUUUCUCCUGCUUAGCCUGCUGAGCUUGGCCUGCCUGGUGGGCUCUCUGGCCAUGCAUGUGCCCCAUCUCCUGUAUGUUGUGAGUGCCAGUGCCCUGCUGCUGGCAUUUGGGGUACUGCGUGCCACAUUCUUUCUGGUGGACCCUUAUGGCUCCCGAGGCUGGCUCCCGUCCCCAGCCGUGCGAGUGCUGUACACGUCCCCCUUCCCCCUGCUGUUGAGUGCAUUUGCGGUGCUCCUGCUCCGUCUUCUCCACCAGGCCCGCCUGCAAGUCCUGCCCCCCAAGCUGCAAAGCCUGCUCUUCUUGGCUGCCCUGGGGUCCGCGCAAAGCAUCCUCCUCCUGGGGGCUGACCUGCUCACGCCUCCAAUGCACCCACCUGUGGCGGUGGGGCUCCACGUGCUUUCCUGCGCUGCUGGCUUCUGCCUCUUGCCCGUCACCAUGUUUGUGUACUGGCGGUUACGGCACAAUGCAGAGACCAACGGCACCCCCGAGCCGGGAGUGUGGAGCGGCGCAUGGGUGCUUCUGGGAAGUGGUGGGUUGGCGCUUCCCUGCUGCGGGUUGCAGCUAUACGGAGUGCUGUGGCUCUCGGGGAUGCUGGGCCCACGCAACGUCUUCACCUGGGGCUGGUGGUUUGUGCAGUUCUGGUUCCGGAUCGGCGAGCUGGUCCUCUCUUUCACCCUGGUCUGCUUGUCCUGGCAGGCCCUUUGCCAGCGGUGCGGGAGCACCGAGCACUCCUGCUGGACCAAGCUCAUGCGCUACUUUUGUACCUACCGCAAGGCCGACGUGCCCGAGUACCCCAACAACUGUUACGACUGGACUGGAGGGGUCCUGGAGAAAGUCCCCAACAACGAUAUCAGCAAGAGCUUGAUCUGGAACCCACCUGCUAGUGGGCGCCUCUGGGCACUGAAGGACAGCAACGAAUUGCGGGCAACGGCCGGCCAAGGUUCCAGCCCCUCCCCGGUACACCCCGUCUACAGCCCCAAGUGCCUCAAUGCAGCAGCUGCCACCAUGGGCCGCUCCUACACCAGCAUCUGCUUUGAACGGGAUUCUGUGCUCUCCCUGGCUGAGCUGGAGUUCCGGCCUCCCUCGCCCAUCAACCUGAGCCGCAGCAUCGACGAAGCCCUCUUCCGGGAGCAUUUGGUGCGCGAUUCCAUUUUCCUGCGCUCCAGCCUCCACUUCCCUUCCCGCUUGGCACGCCAAGACUCCUGCUCUUCACUGCGGGGGGAGUGCUCAACCCUCUCCCACACGGCACAGCCUCUCCUGGGCCAGCCACGCCGGAGAAGCGACCCGGACUGCCUGUACAGCUUAGCGCGGGCCAGCUCGAUGGGCGAGCUCACCACCCAGAGCCGGGGCCUGGCCAGCGAGCCCCCGACAGACACCUCUUUCGACAGCUUCUCCCGCACCUCCUUCUCCCGUGCCUCCCUCAAGAUCAGCUGGAACCCCUGGCGCCAUGGCCUGUCCUCACCGGAAAGCCUGCCCCCAGAGGAGCUGCCCUGUCAGGCCCAGCUCCUGCCAGAGGACCUCCCUCUGGCUCCGUCCAGCAGUGCGCCAAACUCCGAGGGCGAGGCCCGGAGGAGCUUCUUGGCUCUCAGCAAGCAGGUGGAUUCCCGCAGCCUCUCUAGUGACACCAUUGAACUGUGAGACUCGGCAGUGGGGUUCACCUUCCUUUCAUGCCCUGGAGGCACCAGCAUGACUGUGCAGGAAGGGAGGACAGCGACAAAGCUGGUUUGUUUCAACGGCUGGAGCCUAGAAGAAUCCCCUUUCCUUUUGACAAGCCAGGGGGGCUGCCCCAACCAAGCCUCAUUCCAGCAUUUUACAAAAUGGCUCCUGAUGUGGCACUGGAUUCUUCCUGUAGUAUCAGCUACGUCCCCUGUCCAGUCCCCCAACCUUGUGUCAGCCACCUACAUAGGACCCGUGAGCUACUGUGACCAAUCUGUUUAGUGCCUGCAAGUCCAAGCAUCUCUCCCCAAAUUUCUAUAUAGACACCGUUGUGUCCUGAAUCUGGUAUACUGUAAAGAAAGAGGAACAGAAAUCGAGAAACCCUCCAGUGGCCAUGUGGAUUCUGGGGAGGGAGAAGAAAGGAUGGCCUGGCAGAAGUUUGUCUGCAACUCCACCUCCAGUCCCCAUAGGCCCACCCUGCAGUCACUCUUUGUGCUCAUGGAGCCCAUGUAGUAUCCUAAAUAGAUCCCUUCAGAGAGGAGGCUGAGAAAGGGGCAGAGGAAGGCUUGCUGGGAACCGCCAGCAUAGUGGCUUGUACACAUGGCAGCAGUGGUGGCAGGGGAGGCGGGAUGUUUGGUCGCUCAGAGGCAGAGCGCACGCUUUGCAUGCCAGAAGCCACAGGUUCAGUUCUCAGUAUUCCCGGACUAGAGGAUCUCAGGUCAGCAGGGCUGGGGGAGGGGGGAGCUCUGCCUGAGACUUUGGGAAACUCAUGCGAGGUGGGCCGAAAGGACCUGAUUCUUUAUGAGGCAGCUUUCACACGACUCUGUAUGACGGUGGUUUGUACUGCAAAUCAGCUUUGCACUUCAAAAUUCCUAGCCCAGCAUGUAGUGAUUUAUUCAGGUGCUGGGAAAAUUUCAUGUUUCAUUGACUGUUUUUCGGUUUCUAGGUCUCAUGGGGGCAGAGGAAAAUCUGAAUCCAUGGCAGCUAGUUUAUUGUCUGUUAUCCAAAACAGAGAAGGCAUAUACCUACCCUACCCUACUCCUUUCACCAGUUCCUGCAGUAUACUUACAGGUGCCAGGAGGGGGGGCUUCUUAGGUCUUCAGAGCCCCCUUUUCUUUCUUUAGGCUAAUCCUAUUUGAGGAGGGGUUGGGCUAAAUGGCCUGCCUGGCUCCUUCCAAUACGAAGGUUCUAUGAUUCAGUUCUAUGAUUCUACUUCCCUCUGCUCCUGUUCCAUACGUAUGCAUUCUAGCACCCCAUUCAGUGUAUCUUAGGUUACCUCCUUCUUUUGUCCCUUGAUUUUAAAAUCUGCAAAUAAAUGCCCACUCCAUCAGUAAAUAACAUCCAUACAAAUGAUUUGUGUCAUGUUCCAGUAGCUGAAAUAUGGCCUUGGUUCCAGAAGUUUUGCCAGAAAUUACUUGAAGUCAGCCCAGCCAAGUGUCGAGUGUGUAUGUAUGGAACUAGUGCUGGAUGGAGUGUACAUCAAAGAGAGUGUGUGGCUUUUGUCAGACUAGGGCUCCCAGUAAAAGCACAAGUUGUACUUGCCUGAUAUCUGUCUGUCCCCUGCAGUGGUGGGGGAGGGAAAGGGUAGAGCUGCCUAGAACUGUGGAAUGUCAUGUGGUCCAUUGUGCCAAAAUGAAAUAAAACCUGUCAAAGGAUAUCA